Molecule: messenger RNA, 3484 nt
Organism: Daldinia caldariorum
Lineage: Eukaryota; Fungi; Ascomycota; Sordariomycetes; Xylariales; Hypoxylaceae
Product: ARM repeat-containing protein
Exons: 3
Coding region: 532-3357 (941 amino acids)
Biological process (GO): protein import into nucleus
Cellular component (GO): cytoplasm; nucleus
Molecular function (GO): small GTPase binding; nuclear import signal receptor activity
Source: RefSeq, a predicted model, not a curated record
AGGAUUUUAAGCCCUUGGAUCAUGGUUCAGUAACCGGAAGGUCACGGUCUCCUCGCAAAAGCCAGCAGCAGGAAAUUUAAUACAUAGUAGAAUUGUAUUGUACAUUAGCAACUGCGACAGGUCAUUUGCCCUGCUUUUGCAUCAUCGCGACAAUCCAAAUUGGAAUUUGAAGUUACAGAGGGAGAACAAGACAAAAAUUAUUUUUCAAGCCCAAAAUCUUUCUAACUCUUCAAUUUUCAUCUUUCUCUCUUUCUCUCUCUCUCAACUUAGAUUAUUUUUUUCAAUUAUCGCCAACUGGUCCAUCGCCCUUACGACCCCACCAUUCCCUAGAGUCGAUGUUCCUGACAAUCAACUCUUGAUCUCUCCCUCUCCCUCUCCCUCUCCCCUCUCUCCUCUCUUCUCCUCCUUCUAUUUUUUUUCUUCUUUUAACCACCCAGCGAUCAUAGGCAUCUUAUAAAAGUGCCUUCAAUCCCAAUCCCCGGAUUUCGAACGCGCGCGUAAUCCGAGAUUCUUAUUUCCUUGCCGCCCAUCAUGGCGUGGCAGCCCUCGCCCGAGUCCUUGAGCACUCUCGCUGCUUGUCUCAAGGACUCUCUCAGCGGUUUCGACAAAGCUGCGCAGAAACAGGCCGAGAUUAUGCUCACGCAAGCGAAGUCGUCUCCCGAUAUUAACAACUACCUGGUCUACCUGUUCUCCAGUCAAGAACCUCCAAGUGGCCUGCAGUGCUCACCUGAAGACUACUUUCUCAUACGCUCGUCCGCUGCGAUCAUGCUGAAAAAUAACAUUAAGACGAGCUCCAAAGAAGUUUCCGAUAGCAGCCUGACUUUGAUCAAGAUGGGUAUCCCUAUGUGUUUGCAAGACAAGAAUGCCCAGAUCCGUAACUACGCAGGUGUUAUCGCGACUGAGAUGAUUCGGCGAGGCGGUAUUAUGAGUUGGCCCGAGUUACUACCAGAACUCUUGAAGAUGAUUGGCAACGAGAGUGGUCAAGUCACGAACGAGGCACAAGAAGGCGCUACGGCAGCCAUGGCUAAGAUUUGUGAAGAUAACUUCAAGAUGCUGGAGCGCGAGCUGAACGGCGAACGGCCGCUUAACUUCAUUCUCCCCAAGUUGAUCCAGGCUACUAAGAGCCCGUUGCCCAAGGUUCGCGCCCAUGCCUUGACCGCCAUCAACGUCUUUACCGCUCGAAAAUCUCAGGCCAUGCUCAACUCCAUCGACGACUUGCUCCAGCACUUAUUUGCGCUCGCAACAGAUUCCAGCAACGACGUGCGACGGCAGGUAUGUAGGGCAUUCGCUCAGUUGGUUGAAUCUCGCCCGGACAAGAUCCAGCCUCAUCUCCCUGGCCUUGUCGAUUACAUCAUUACCCAACAGCAGAGUGACGACGAGGACCUGGCUACUGAUGCUGCCGAGUUCUGGCUUACGGUGGGUGAGCACGAGCAUCUUUGGCAUUCCCUGAGUCCGUACAUCGGCAAGAUCAUCCCGGUCCUUCUUGAUUGCAUGGUAUAUAGCGCUGAGGAUAUUGCGCUCCUCGGUGGUGCGUCUGACGACGAGGAUGAAGAGGAUCUCGAGAAAGAUAUAAAACCCCAAUUUGCCAAAAAGCAAUCGGCGCGACAAGCCAACAAAGACGGAUCUGCCGAUGCCGCUCAGAACGGAAACGCUUAUGAGAAAUUAGCUAGCAUGGAUGAUGACCUGGAGGAGGGUGAGAUUGACGAUUUUGAUGAUGGGGAUGACGCAAGUCCGGAUGAGCGUUGGACCCUCCGAAAGUGCUCUGCGGCUGCACUGGAUGUCUUCGCUCGCGAUUUUAAGGAUCCGGUAUUCGAGUCCAUCAUGCCGUACCUCAAUAAAAAUAUCAGGCACACUGACUGGCCGUACCGAGAGGCCGCAGUGCUCGCCUUUGGUGCUGUUGCGGAAGGCUGUAUGAAUGUUGUCACGCCUCACCUCCCUCAGUUGGUACCUUAUUUGAUCUCUCUCUUGAAUGAUCCUGAGCCCGUGGUUCGACAAAUUACCUGCUGGACGUUGGCUCGCUAUUCUUCCUGGGCCGCGGAUCUGACGGAUCCGCAACAAAAACAACUUUACUUCGAGCCGAUGAUGGAAGGUAUCUUGACAAAAAUGUUGGAUAGCAACAAGAAGGUACAAGAAGCUGGCGCGUCAGCCUUUGCUAAUUUGGAGGAGAAGGCCGGAAAGAAAUUAGAGCCUUACAGCCUUCCAAUCAUUCAACAAUUUGUCCGCUGCUUCAAGAAGUACAAGGACAGGAACAUGUAUAUCCUCUAUGACUGUGUACAAACACUGGCUGAGAGCAUAGGGCCCGUCUUAGCCCAGCCCAAUCUCGUCAACGAACUAAUGCCCGCGCUCAUCGAGAGGUGGACCAAGGUAUCGGAUCAGUCUCGAGAACUGUUCCCAUUGUUGGAAUGCUUGUCAUAUGUUGCUAUGGCGUUGAACGAUGCCUUUACCCCUUACGCGCAGCCAAUCUUCGUUCGCUGUGUCAACAUCAUUCAUCAAAACCUGGAAGCGUCUCUUGCGUUGACAAAUGAUCCAACCGUCGAGGCGCCAGACAAAGAUUUCUUAAUUACGAGCUUAGAUCUCCUCAGUGCCAUCAUACAGGCACUAGAGCCGGCAAAGUCUUCUAAGCUGGUCCAGGAGUCUCAAUCCACAUUUUUCGAACUCCUUACCUUCUGCAUGGAAGACCCGACAGAUGAAGUGCGACAAUCAGCAUAUGCACUUCUCGGAGACUGUGCGAAGUAUGUGUUCGAGCAGCUACAACCGUCGCUACCCAACAUUUUCCCGGUGCUUUUAAAACAACUGGACCUGGAUGACAUAAUCGAUGAAGAGAUUGACAACGGAUUCGGGAUUAUUAAUAACGCCUGUUGGUCCGCAGGUGAAAUCGCCAUUCGACACAAGUCUAAUAUGGCACCUUACGUACCCGAGCUUUUCCAACGCUUCUUAGAAAUAAUAACCAAUCCGGGUAUCCCCAAGGGAGUAACUGAAAAUGCCGCGAUCGCUCUGGGGCGACUUGGACUUGGAAAUGGCGAGCUUCUGGCGCCGCAGUUAGCCAACUUUGCUGAAGAUUUCCUCCUCUCCAUGGACGAGGUGGACCCGUCAGACGAGAAGGCGACUGCAUUCCGAGGAUUCACUGCUAUUGUCGAGAAGAAUCCCAUGGCCAUGGAAAAAUCCCUCUUGCACUUUUUCACUGCAAUCGCCCGGUACAGAGACCUAAAAUUGCGCAGUGAAACUAAGAACGGCCUCCAUGAGGAUUUCCAAAAGGCCAUCGGCAUUUACCGUCAGAUUAUCCCUCAGUUUGACCAAUUUCUCAGCCAAUUGCAACCUCAGGAUCAACAGACGUUACGAACGACGUAUGCUUUUUGAAUAAAGCGUUACUGAUAGCGGUGUGUGUUAUUGGGCCCAACAGGACUUGCGUGAGGUCGUGAGCGGAUUGACUUCCAUGUCUUCCGGUACUUGAUUACCAUAGGCGAUAUAUCAAGCUCAGGAUCAG